GCGUCACGCACGACGGACUAAGCGAAAGAGGGACUACUCGUAGUCUACAGAUCUAGAGUCAAGGGAGUCAUUUUUAUAUUUUCCCUUCAAAUUCCGAGUUACAGUUAUGAAUGGAAUAUACUCUAGUCAAACAACAACAACAACAACAGGCUUUUAACAAAAAUAUUUUUACAAAGUUAAAGGGGAAAUAAAGAUUUUUGUUGUUGUUUAUAACACUACAGUAUCCUGAAAAUAGGUGUGAAAAAGCUGAGCUACACGCCAGCUUCCCUCUCUUCAUCUAUUUUCACAAUAGACGUCAAUCGAGUUACGUUCGAUUCGUUAUCUUUUACAGCUGCUAUCAACAGAAAUGCCAUAACCUCUUAUUUAUCAGCUCGUAUCGAAAGACAACUGACGCUUUGUGGAUCUUUGUAGAAAUUUAAUGACCAGAAACACGCGUGAGAACCCAGAAUGUGUGACACACCCACAAUACCCAAGCCAGUAUGAAGUAUUUCUCUCACGCCCCAAGCUUAUGGUGUAAAUUUCAAUAAAACGUUUGUUGCCUAUAGUCGAGAUAAGUGUGACUCCAAAACCUACAAAAACCAACUUCCCUCCAACAAACGUCUCCCGGCCGUUUUGUUUUAUCCAGCCAAGCCGAUGCUUAUCUCUUGUUUGCGUGGCAUGAAGCGACUAGGAGUAUUUCUACUCCCCUGGAUAGGUUACUGGUCUAUUGCAGGGUUGCCCCCAGCAUUAAAUCUGCCAGUACUCGUUCAUACAAUCAUGCAACCACCGACCGGCUCCACAGUUCGUCUUAUUUACUAUUUAUUUAUUUUCUUUUGUUUUGUUUGUUUGUUUGUUCUUUUUUUGAGAGAGAGAGUCGAGCCCAUGAAUUCGAGCUAAUACGGUUGAAACAGCCAAUUUCUGGUUUGUAACUUGAGCAAUUAAUAAUUAAAGUACUUGUCCGGUUCCGAAUAAGCACUCUCUCUUAAUGGCCUGCAUACAUUUCCCUCCCGCACACAAACACAGGAAGUCUGGCCCGAGCGGAAGCGCUAGACCGGAACAAUCCCUUGCGGGCUUGCAGAUGUUGUCUUUGAGAGCCGUAAAGCAAUAUGGCGGCUAAUGCAAUGGAAACCGAUGAACUAGGCCAUUUACCUUCGAGUACGUUACGGAGAUCGAAUUCUGCGCCUAAUGUUAGUGCUGCUGUGGUAAGCGAUCCUAUUCCCAUAUUUCAGCCACUACAGACUGCAAGGCAGCGACGUUUCUCUACAAGUCAAAUGGCUGUGAAUGUUGGAUCUCCUGCGUCAAGAAUAGCACAGAUCAAAAGGGAAGAAAGCAUGGACGAUGCCAGUCGUGAAAGACAAGUAGAAAGUGAACUUUUUCUCACAAUUGGAAUACACGAGAACAUGACAUUAAUGUCUUCUUAUAUGCUACUCAUUUCUUCAAUCCUCUACAAACUAUGUUUGACUAUUAUUCUUAAUAAUGUUUUUCAGGGGGUUAGAAAUGCCAGAAGUCUUACUCCUAGUCCAGUACCCAGUCCUACUCGAACAACGUUCACACGGAGAAGUCUUAGUCCUGUUUAUUUUCGACCAAGUACCUUAGCAGUGAAAAGAAAAUGUCCAUCAGAAGGUUUUGAGCCAGGUGUCAGUCCAUCAAAGCGUCUCUGUGAUGUUUCACCCCUAAACUGUUCAUCUGACAUUCCAUGCGAAUCAGUUCACCUUAAUUUUGAUGAUGACAAUCACUUACAUGAAGAUCCUCAUAGCUCCUCAGCAUCUGAUUCAUCUUCAUCAUCAUCAUUAUCUGCCACUCCCAUGCUCCUUGGCGAAAUACAAAGACAUCCUUUGCCUAUUUAUCGAUCAAAAUUUACCCCACCAAGGUCACCUCUGGCUGGUCCAUCCACAACACAAAGUCAUCCCAGGAGUAUAGGAACCUCCGCAUCAUGUUUCACAUUUGCUCCUGUCAAAGAUUGAUGAGUGCUCAUACCGAAAGGUUUAUUUUUCUAUUUCAGACAAUUUACAGACAGUAUUUUAGAACUUUAUACCAGACAAAAUGAUAUAAUCAUUUUGAUAAUGGCAUUAGAUAUAUAUUAGGGAGAUUUGCCAUGUUGUACAUAUACAUAAAGUUACUGAGCCAUUUAGGUAGUAACACCUAGUUCUGUAUUGCUUUCAUACUUAUAGUGAACUUAGAAAAGGAAAAAAAAAACAAAUCAACCAUGAAUGGAAUUACAUUUGAAUUAGUUUUUUCUCUCAGUCUUAUUUGCACCACUAGUUAACCAAAACUUAACAACUUGCUGUAAUUAGUUUUUAGUUUUUGUUGCAUUGAAUAUGAAAAGCAAACAUUUAAGGUCAAUAUGCUACUGAGGACCUAAAAAUGUUUUGAGCGGACAUCUGAUCUUUUAAAACUAAACAAAAUUAUUAAGCAAACAAGCAAACACUCUUUAGAACAGAAAGUGUCCUCAUAGGAGAGAUGGUCACCUCUGGAAGAUAAAAUGUUUGUCUCAAUGUGGCCACGAUGAUAACUUACAAUUUAGUGUUUCCAAGUUGAGAGAUGUCUGCCUGUAAGUGUAUAUGGUUGUCGGAUCAUUGAUUUCAUGUGAUAUUCAUUUGUAUUGAUGUCAUUUCUUUUUUCUGUGACCAUUACUACCCUCUAUAUGUUGGUUCCAUUCUGUGGUACUCUACAAGUGGCAUAUUUCAUGUUUCCAGUUACUUUGCCACUUUGCUCUCUCCCAAAAACUUCCCCUUCUCAGCAAGCGCAGGGGUUAUAAGGCGAGCAAUAACAAAAUUUUGCAACUCUGAUGAAGGUGGACAGAGGCCACCGAAAAUUCAGUAAAGAAAGAUCAUAGAUUGGAUUAUGAAGAAGUGUAUUAUAAGAGAAGGCCCUGCUAUCAGUACAUUAAACUAAAGUUAUUAACUUUAGUUUGGUUACAAAACUUUCACUAAGUGCAAAGAACAUUAAGUUAACAUACUGUAGGAGACUUGAGUUUUUUACCAAUUUAUCUGUUUCCCUUGUUGUUGGGUGGUAAUGGUCACAAGGGAUUUUGGUCUUGUCAUGUGGUGGUCAUCACUACAUGAUCUCCAAAUAUCUACAUGUACUGGUAAGAGACAAUGUUGUGUUUGACCAUCAAGUGACGUUAUCAGUCAUGCCAGAAAAAAAUAUUAUAUCAAUUGUAGAUACAUGGACAUUUUUGAAAGUGGCUGUAGUUAUUUAUUUAUCAUUUUGUAGGCAGAGGUAUAAAAUUAACAUAAAUUGAGUAGUUUUCAUUAAAAAUAUAGUUAUAGUUUUAUUAUUUGGCUGCAAAUAAUUAGCUUGCUAUAGCUGGACAGGAAAACAGAAAGCAGAAGACAAAUCCUUUGUGAAUUUCUUGCCCAAAAAAGUUUGGCAGACCAGUCUGUCUGAACCCAAUCCUUGAAUCAUGGUUUACAGAUUUUUGUAGUUUCCAAACACCCACAUGUUUGCAACAUUAUGUAACAGAUAAUAUAUUUCUUUUUAUGCUGUGCUAAAAUUUAAGGUUUUAUAAUUUAAAUGAAACAAUUUGAAUAAUGUGUAGUCAAUGCGUCUAACAUAUAAUUUUAUUAUAACUUCCGGCAUGACCAGGGGCUCAGUAAACUAUUUUAAAUUUACUAAAACUACUAAAAAAAAGUUUGGUUCUUUUUCUUACUUUUCUGUUGAUUAAUUAAUCCUUGAAACAUGCAUAAUUGAGCACUAUGUCUGGAUCAUAUGAUUUUAGGAGGACCAAUUUGAAAAAGUGCUCAGUUUCAAUCAGGAGAAAACAACUAUUUAAUAAUAAUUUUUGUUGGACGUCCCUUCUUUGAAAGCAUUUGUUGUUACAUAAAGUACAUUGGAAACAGCAUCAAACUUGAUAGAAACCAACAUACAAACUGAGUAGUACCCACAAAAUCUGUGAAACACUGUGCAAAGGAAGGUUGUUUUCCCAAUGUUUUUCUGUUUGACCUUGUUCCUCAAAACUGCCAUUUGUCAAUCAGUAGAUUGCUGGACAGGUGGAACUAAUCAGAUUGUUAAGUUUUUAACGGUUACACUAAAAUCCAUUGGGGAAAAGUUGUUGAAACAUGAUCCUGAUAAAUUGCACACAGGAUGUUUGGAUUUGUAAAUCCUUGUUUGGAACUAACAGCUCUAAGAUGCUUUCUCAAGGCAUUGAUGGGAGACUGUUAAAUGCCUUUUUGUUGUGUUGUAUAUGUAUCAUGGAAUUCUUGAGUCAGUCAGUGGGUUGAAACUGUUGAAAACUGGUAGUAGUCUAAUAAAAUAUUGUAUUUCAGUAACUGUAGAUCAGUUAAUUUGCCAGUGUCUUAAUGUACCUGUAUUGUUUUAGUCUGCUAAAAGAGUACUACUAAGAGUAGCUUGUUAGCCAGAUUUCAAAUCAUUUGGGGUUCCUCAGGUGUGAAUAGCAUCAGUGCGAGUGGGAAGCCAUAUUAAGAGGACAGGGGUGCUCCUCGUACCUUUUAGGAGUAAAACAAGUGGAUUUGGUACCUCUUAGGGUACGUGUUUAGGCUCAAAAGGUCCACAGUGGG
Messenger RNA from Orbicella faveolata, 4499 nucleotides. RefSeq names its product P2R1A-PPP2R2A-interacting phosphatase regulator 1-like. Lineage: Eukaryota; Metazoa; Cnidaria; Anthozoa; Scleractinia; Merulinidae. Gene Ontology annotation, molecular function: protein serine/threonine phosphatase inhibitor activity. The record is from RefSeq and is a predicted model, not a curated record.